CCCCCGGCCCCAGCCCUCACUCAGCCCCGGGGACGGAGCCCUGUGUCCCGCAGCCCCGUGUCCCGCAGCCCCGUGUCCCGCAGCCCCGUGUCCCGCAGCAUGGCCAAAGCACACACCGGCUCCUGCGGCUGUCGGGCCGUGGUCCUGGCGGGGAAGUACCUGUCCGGCCCGAGCGUCCCGGUACCGACGCAGAGCUCCGGGCUGAGGCAGCGGAGGUUGUUGGGUCCUCACCCCCGCAUGGUGAGCUCCGACGCGGCCGGGAAGCGAGGCAGAGCCGCGGCUCUGGCCCAGCAGGAGCACCCGGGGAGCUCCUCCGCGGCGGAGCGACACAUGCCGGCGAACCGGACCCUGAUCUACCGGGACGUGAAGGCUUUCCUCAGCGAGGUCGGCGGGGACCCCCGGGAGGCCCGGUACUGGCUCACCCAGUUCCAGAGGGCCGCGGCCGCCCAGUCCCCGGCCUUCGCGGUCCUGGAGGUGGACAGCUCGGUGUCGGACAGCAGGGACCGGGUGCAGAGUCUGGCCUUCGGCCUCUCCUUCCUGCAGCGGAUGGACAUGAAGCCGGUGGUCGUGAUGGGCUGGUCGGCCUCUGAGGAGGCGGGGCCUGCUGAGGCGGACGCCGGGUCGCGGUGCAGCCGGGGCCUGGUGGAGCGGAGCCAGCAGCUGACGGAGGCUCUGCAGCACCACUCGGCCACCGUCCUGCCGUUCUUCUCCGCCGAGUCCUUCCUCCUGCAGCACGAAGCCCCACGAGGAAGCAGUGCUCCACACUACGUCGCUGUGGACCCCAGCCUCCUCCAGUGGACCCUGGACUGCGGGACAAUCCCACUGGUUUGUCCCGUGGGGAGGGACGCCCGAGGCUGCUCAGUGAUGUUGGACCCGACAGAAGUGACGGCAGCCAUUUCUCGAGCCCUGCAGCCGCACAAGGUCAUGUUCCUGAACAACUCCGGGGGCCUCCGCAGCCGAGAGAGCAAGGUGCUGGGAACUGUGUCGUUGCCUGGCGACCUGCCCAGUCUGUCCCUGGCCGCGGGUCUGAGCGCCGCGGAGUGCCACCGGGUGGCGACCAUCGCCCGACUGCUCAACCAGCUGCCGACCGAGUCCUCCGCUGUGAUCACCUCCGCCAACACGAUGCUGACGGAGCUGUUCAGCCACCGAGGGUCGGGGACGCUCUUUAAAAACGGAGACCCCAUCCACCGGUACAGCUCUCUGGAUGGGAUUGAUGUGGAGCGUCUGAUGGUUCUCAUCAACAAGUCUUUUGAUAAAACUCUGAGGGGAGAUUACAUCGACUCGCUAAAGGGACGACUGCACUCGAUCUACCUUUCUGAAGGCUACAGCGCCGCAGCCAUCAUCACCAUGGAGCCGGUGAACAGCGGCACGCCCUACCUGGAUAAGUUUGUGGUGAGCAGCAGCAAACAGGGCCAGGGCACCAGCCACGUCCUGUGGGAGUGUAUCAGGCAGGACCUGGGCAAACUGUUCUGGAGGUCGAGAGCCACCAACAGGAUCAACCCGUGGUAUUUCAAACACUGUGACGGCAGCUUUGUUAACGGGCUGUGGACCGUCUUCUGGUUCGGCCUGACGGACAUCAGAGACUCCUACGAGCUGGUGGAGUACGUCAAGAACCUUCCUGACUCGUUCCACGACUCCUCCUCUCUCACCGCCGCCGAGCAGCUCCCUCCGCCGGCCGCGGGAUCCUGAGCCGCCUCCUCCGAGCCGCUGGGUUCAGCACUGGAGUUGUUUUAGGUUUUUUAUUCUUCAGCCUGAGACAGAGUUUUUUCAAGUUUUUGCUCUGACUGCUCUUUUUCCCAGUUCUGGUGUUUUGUUGGUUUCCACCACGGCACUUGAAAACCAAAGCUUCCUCGCUGUGGAGGAUUACACACAAGCUGUAUUUUGACAAACUAAAAUCAUUCUCAAUUUUUUUUAGAGCUUGGUAUAGUUCUAAGUGACUAUACAGCCGAUACUUGAAGUCAUUUCACACUUACAUAUUUCUGUUCGGUAGCCUCGGAGCUUCAGUACAGUCACUUCAGGGUCUUAGCCUCACACUGAAGACAGUUGUGUGAUGUGUCCUGUGGCUCUAGGGGGCGCUCUGUAUUAGCCUGGAAACCUGACCAGUCAGCGAACUCACAUUUAUUCACUUGCUGUCUGGCCGCACUCCGUCCAGACCGACUUCCCUCCGUCCGGAAAAUGGUCGGACCAAUACGAUACAUACAAUACUGAUCCAAAACAAUAAUCUCACCGGGGGGGGGUUGGAUGCAGUGACCGACUGAGGAGCGUCCAAUGGGAGCACGGCUGAAGCUGUGUCUGUAACUGACGGUUUAUCCUCAGAGAAGAAGAACAAACAGCUGGAGUUUACUUUCUUCUUCCACUCGGCUGCGUCGCUCAGUUCUUUGCUCUGAUUGGUCGUCCGGCUCUUCUGUGAAUCAAAAACAAACCAAGAAAUUAAACCACUUUUCAAAACCAUUCAAGAAUGUGAAUUAGUCUGGAGACGGCAGGCAUAUCCGGCUGACUAUUUUUAAAAUAUAUUUCAAUACAGUUACUGUGUGUGUGUGUGUGUGUGUGUGUGUGUGUGUGUGUGUGUGUGUGUGUGUGUGUGUGUGUGUGUGUGUGUGUGUGUGUGUGUGUGUGUGAGUGAGAGGUUCAAGAAUCAAGAAUCAUGGACCUGAGUCAAAUGACCUUUUUUAAAUUUACAUAAAAUCAGGUGAACAAGCUGCUAGUUUACUUACAGUCUAUUUAUAGAUAUCAGUACUUGUAAUAAUUUCAUAUUUUUAAUGCAUAACUUUGAUAAGUUAUAAAACUUACAAACACAAUCAUGGUAUCCAUGGAUCUUAAAGUCAAUCUUAACCAAUAAAAGUCUUAAAUAUUUGCCCUCGUGCAUUCAACCCUUAAACUUUUCUGUACUUUUCAUUUGAAAUAUUAUCUUGAUAAGACCAGAUUAGUUUUUUCUUAGUUCAGGCUCAUGUUUGAGAUUUAGUGGAGCUUCCUUCAGUUUGGUUCUGACGUGUUGUUGGAGCCGAUCACUGCAGAAUGGUGAGAAACAUGGUUUAGUUUUACUGUGUCGAGUUUUAUUCUUUCUAAGAUGAAACUGUUGUUUGAAUUUUGUGGUGAAUCCAUUUGCAAAGACAGGACACGACUUUGCAACUGAUGGGCUGAGAGAUAAAUGAAAGAAAGAUGGUAAAUCUGAUUUGAUUUAUUGUCAGUAUCAGGUUGUGACUGUUUGUAGAAAUCAUCAGAAUAAACCUGGAAUCUUUACUUCAAACAAA
Hippoglossus stenolepis (Pacific halibut) is the source of this 3251-nucleotide messenger RNA. RefSeq names its product N-acetylglutamate synthase (gene nags). Gene Ontology annotation, biological process: L-arginine biosynthetic process. Gene Ontology annotation, molecular function: arginine binding; L-glutamate N-acetyltransferase activity, acting on acetyl-CoA as donor. Gene Ontology annotation, cellular component: mitochondrial matrix. Lineage: Eukaryota; Metazoa; Chordata; Actinopteri; Pleuronectiformes; Pleuronectidae. The record is from RefSeq and is a predicted model, not a curated record. The transcript is spliced from 8 exons. Bases 100 to 1689 code for a protein of 529 amino acids.